GCAAACGGUUGUAUCGAUAUUGAAAUCGAUUUUCUCCACAUCCCUAGAAUGCAAUAUUUUUAUUUACGUGUAAUAAUUAUGAGUGGAUGAAAACAAACCCGAAAUGAUCGUCAUAAUUCUGUGGGUCUUGUUAUCGCUCGUUCUGGCGGCUGUUAUUUCGUUUAUCUCGCUGAGACAAUUGCUGCUAAGCCGGAAAAAGAAGUUGCACAAAUCCUCGGACAAUAACAUAAAUGUUGGCAUUUUCCAUCCGUACUGCAACGCCGGUGGAGGCGGGGAACGUGUGCUAUGGUGCGCUGUGAAAGCUUUGCAGGAAAAGUACCCCAACUCCAAAGUAAUCAUUUACACAGGCGAUAUAGAUGCCUCGCCCAGUUCCAUAUUACAGAAGGCCAAGAAUGUGUUCAAUAUUUCCGUCGACAGUGACAACGUGAAAUUCGUGUUUCUCAAACAACGCCACUGGAUAGAGGCCAAGAACUAUCCUCACUUUACUUUGCUGGGUCAGAGUAUUGGGUCCAUGGUGCUGGGCCUGGAAGCACUCUGCAAGUUUCCGCCCGAUAUUUUCAUUGACACCAUGGGAUACGCCUUCACAUUUCCGCUUUUUCGAUAUCUGGCCCAGGCCAGAGUGGGCUGCUAUGUUCAUUAUCCGGUCAUCAGUAUGGAUAUGCUAAAGAGGGUUCAGCAGCGGCAAAUGUCGCACAACAAUAAAAAGUAUGUGGCCAGAAAUCCGUUCUUGACAUGGACCAAGCUAGCCUACUACCGAUUGUUCUCUAAGAUGUAUAAAUGGGUUGGCUGUUGCGCCGAGACAAUCAUGGUGAACUCCUCUUGGACCGAAAAUCACAUACUACAGCUGUGGGAUGUGCCAUUCAAGACUCAUCGGGUGUACCCCCCGUGCGAGGUGGGCCAUCUAAAAAAGCUCCAGCACACGGGCAAAAGCGACGAAUUCAUUAUUCUAUCUGUCGGACAAUUUCGACCGGAAAAAGAUCAUCCCCUCCAGCUGCAAGCCAUAUAUGAGCUGAGAACUCUUCUUGCCAACGACGAGGCUCUGUGGAGCAGAAUAAAAUUGGUGAUUGCGGGGUCAUGCCGAAACGACGAGGACUACGAGCGACUGAAAAAUAUGCAAGAUUUGUCCAAACAUCUGUCCCUGGAGAACAACGUUCAAUUCAAAGUGAAUGUGCCCUACGAAGACCUGCUCAAGUUGUAUCAAACCGCGAAUAUUGGGAUACACACGAUGUGGAACGAGCACUUCGGUAUCGGAAUCGUCGAGUGCAUGGCAGCUGGGCUUAUAAUGGUGGCCCACAGGUCGGGCGGUCCCUUGCUGGACAUUGUGGAAACCUCUGAGGGGAGUCAGAAUGGAUUCCUCGCCACUGACGCUGUUGAGUAUGCUGAUAACAUAUUAAAUAUUAUUGUUAAUAAUGCUGAAAUGAAUGGAAUUCGGAGCGCAGCCAGGGCUUCGGUGGAAAGGUUCUCUGAGCGAGAAUUUGAAAAGAACUUCCUGCGAGCUAUUUCCGAAUUAUUUACAAACGCUUAAACCAAACAUUUUUAUGAUAACUAGCAUCUGUUGAUAGUUUAAUAAUAAACU
Molecule: messenger RNA, 1576 nt
Organism: Drosophila kikkawai
Lineage: Eukaryota; Metazoa; Arthropoda; Insecta; Diptera; Drosophilidae
Gene: Alg11
Product: ALG11 alpha-1,2-mannosyltransferase
Biological process (GO): protein N-linked glycosylation
Cellular component (GO): endoplasmic reticulum membrane
Molecular function (GO): GDP-Man:Man(3)GlcNAc(2)-PP-Dol alpha-1,2-mannosyltransferase activity
Source: RefSeq, a predicted model, not a curated record